AUGAAGCAAACCGGAACUCUCGUUGCUCUCGCCGGCCUGGUCUCCAUGGUCCACGGUCACGGUUUUGUCACCUCCCCCCAGCCUCGUAUGCCCGGUGCGGCCAUGAAGGCUGCCUGCGGUAACCAGGUGGAGAUCAACCAGCAGUCCGACAACUACGGCAACAUCCAGGGUGAGCUUCAGGUCGCCAAGAGCCAGAGCGACUACAACGCCGAGGAGUGUGACAUCUGGCUCUGCAAGGGUUACAAGUUCGCCGACAACAAGGACAACGUCUACUCGUACACCGCCGGCCAGACAGUCGACUUUGUGGUUGACAUCCGUGCUCCUCACACCGGUGUGGCCAACGUCUCCGUCGUCGACACCGCCAGCAACACUGUGAUUGGCAAUACUCUCAAGUCCUGGACCGACUACGCCUCGACCGCCACCGGUGUCACCAGUGACGAGACCAACUUCAGCAUCACCAUCCCCGACGACCUGGGCAGCAAGUGCUCCGAGGCCGGUGCUUGUGUCCUGCAGUGGUACUGGUAUGCCGAGUCGAUCGACCAGACCUAUGAGUCCUGCAUUGAUUUCACCGUUGGUGGCUCCGGCUCGUCCAGCUCCGGCUCCAGCUCCAGCGCUGCUUCCAGCUCUUCUUCGGCUCCGGCCUCUACCUCUGCUACCAGCAUUGCUGUCACCACUCCCAGCACCGGAAACAACGUUGUCUCCAGCGCGCCUACCACCAUGGUCACCAGCGUGAAGCAGACUGCCACCUCGGCCGCUGCCACCGCCAGUGCCACUGCUUCGUCCGUGUCUUUCCCCACCAGCGGUACUGCUGAGGAGCAGCUUAGCUUCAUGGCUGCUCUUCUGAAGAGCCUGAUGCAGUAUGCUGCUUAA
Molecule: messenger RNA, 870 nt
Organism: Aspergillus thermomutatus
Lineage: Eukaryota; Fungi; Ascomycota; Eurotiomycetes; Eurotiales; Aspergillaceae
Exons: 1
Coding region: 1-870 (289 amino acids)
Source: RefSeq, a predicted model, not a curated record